Messenger RNA from Pimephales promelas (fathead minnow), 9521 nucleotides. It is a transcript of the gene tet3, whose product is annotated as tet methylcytosine dioxygenase 3. Gene Ontology annotation, biological process: chromosomal 5-methylcytosine DNA demethylation, oxidation pathway; positive regulation of transcription by RNA polymerase II. Gene Ontology annotation, cellular component: nucleus. The record is from RefSeq and is a predicted model, not a curated record. NCBI's taxonomy places the organism in Eukaryota, Metazoa, Chordata, Actinopteri, Cypriniformes, Leuciscidae. Gene Ontology annotation, molecular function: zinc ion binding; DNA 5-methylcytosine dioxygenase activity; DNA binding.
UAGAGGAAAAAGAAAGAGAGGGAGGAGGCUAUAGUGCAGCAGUGAUAGCGAUCACACUGCCUUUUAAAAAAAAAUGCUCUUCUGUGUAUAUGUGGUCGAGCCAUGAAUUGGAGGAAGUGAGAGAGAGAGAGAGAGAGAGGCAGGGAGGGCGAGAACGAAAGAGCGUACGAGAGCUAAUGUAAAACAGGAUUAAGAACACAAGAUGGCUUCCUGAAUGGACAGAGACCAGAAGAGAGAGGGAGAAGAAAAGAAAGAUAAAGAAAGACAGACAGAAAGAGAACGAGAGAGAGGUGGGGGGACGCAGAGAGAAUGCUCCGGGUCUUCUGAUGGGGGAUACCUCUCGACACCGAAGAGCAACACGCAAAGGCAGCGAGGCUGAGUAGGUGGAAUAUAUUGAAGACGUAAAAACCCAGUCCAUAAUCCCAAACCUGGCGAAAGAGACUGUUUCUGUGGUGGGUUCAGUGGAUGGCCCCAGAGGAAGAGGCCAGAUGGAAAUUGGGUCCCAUGACCGCCUGGAAGAAGGCAUGUUAAACCAUGAACUGCCUAACGGGCUUAGCAAACAUGCAGGAAAUGAAGAAAAUAUUUGUGAUGAAGAAGUCAGAGGCAUGGCCAAGGAGCAACACCAGCACAACUACCAUGAGGGGGCUGGAUGUAUUCCCCAGGCACCGGGCUGGGUCCCUGAGCAAGCUGGAAAGUCUUCAAGUCCUGAAAGUCAACAGGGUGCGUGGAGUGGCCAAAAUGCCAGCACUCCAGUGAAUGAUGUGGAUAUGGAGGAUGCACGAACCCUGGUGGCCUUUUCUGCUACUGUUGGCUCACUGCCACCUUACACCAACCAUCAAACUUCUCAGACUCCUACAGCUCAGUUGUAUGAAAGGUUCCAUCAGGAAAUGUCUAAUGGAGGUGAGGAGACCAAAAAGAAAGUUGUGGAUGGUGAGUUGUGCCCCCCUGAAGAUCUAAACACUCUUCAGGCAGCACUGAACAAGGCACGUCAUGGCCACAAGCCACCUAACUGUGAUUGUGAUGGCCCAGACUGCCCUGACUACCUGGAGUGGCUGGAGAAGCAAAUCAAAAUGGUGGCUAACUCCCAGGAUAAAGGUUCCUGUAAGACCACUGGUGCUCCUCCACAGCCACAUGCACCACAUCGCUAUUCUCAACCCCAACCACAACAAUGUGGAGGUAACCUCUUGUGUAUGCAAGACACAAAUCCACAGCCCCUUGUUAACCAGCCUUCUGCUCCUAGACCCUUUGGCCCACCAGCACCCAUUCCCUGCUCCCCUAGUGUUCUGUCCAUAGCCAAGGAAAGAAAUGUUAGUUUGCAAACAGCCAUUGCAAUUGAGGCUCUGACCCAGUUGUCUGCCACUGUCCCACAAACUGUUGUUCCUCCAAGCGAAUCUUCUUCUGCAAAUCACCAUCAGCAUCUGCCAACCUCCUACCCCCAGAGUAUGCCACAAGUGGUCUCUUCAUCAUCUGGUCCUUUUUUUUCCUCCGCUGCUAUGUCACAGUCCAUCCCUUCAGGACGUUACCCCCAGGAGGUAUCAUCUUGGGAGCAGCAGAGACCUCAGUCUCAGGGUGAGGCCCCUGCACCUAACCCAUCUCACUAUGCUUCCCCAUACCCAUCCUCAAAGUCCCCAUUUUCAAGCAUACAUUCAUCCUCCCCCAAUCCACGACCCCAGCAGUGGAACCAGGGCACAGCUGGAAGCUGCGAGAGAAGCUCCCCUCGGAACCCAUGGAUGAUGGAGAACACAGAGUCCCAGCUUCGUUUUGUAAACACAUCCCAAGGCAGCAGUGACCCAGUGUCCGAGCUAAAGCAACUCCUUGGAGACACCGGUGGAAAGUACUCCAACUCAGCCUUCAAGUUCCCACUCCUUCACCCCAGCUUGCAGGAUGGUCGCAAGGGCAGCCUUGCUGGGAUGCCUCACAUCAAGCAGGAGGCAGACACAAAGGAGUACCUGGGCUCAGGAUGUGCAGUCAUGGGACAGGAGGGGAUGGUAAAUGGCCAGCAGCCGUUCCAGGGUCAGCAGUUUUCACCCACCAUUAGGCACUCAACUCAGGCAGCACUACAGCAGCACCUUCAUCAUAAACGUAACCUCUUCUCUAAUUCUCCUGCCUUUAGUUCGUUAGCCCCCAUGGCUUGUCAGAACCUUCGUAAAUGGUGGCCACAGUCUAUUCCAGAGAGUCCUGUAACCAUCAAACAGGAGCACAAAGAACCCAAAAAGAAAAAGGGUGCUCAAAGUUCUCCUCUUCUUAAGCAGUCAGUGGGUGGGCUAUUUGGUCCACUAGGCACACCUCUUCCAAAACCCAAACAGAUUGUUAUCAAGAAGCAUAAACAGAAAGCUUCCCAGCCAACUUUUCUCCCACAGAAACAGAUUACAGUAUCGAAACCUCCCUUCAUCUCCCCAGGAUAUGCACCAUCCCUCUCUCAGCUUGUUCCAUCUCUACCAGGCAUGGAAGCUGGGCUUCCCCCCUCUCAGGUGGCUGAGAGCCACCCAGCUCCAGCUCAAUCUCAGGAAUCCAUUUUGAAUAGCAGUAGUGCACACAUCUCUGAAAACACUCAUUUUUCUUCUACCCCUGUGUCAGUUCUAGCACCAUCCACCCAGAAGGUGAUAGCUUGCUCAGGCCCAGCUGGGUCAAAUGACAGCAUCUCAACAACCAGUAUCACGCCUCAAACCUCUACAACACAGCCAAUUUCUUCUCUGGCUGGCCUCAGUAACCUAGAUCCAAAAUUUGAGGAACUUAUUCGCCAGUUUGAGGAGGAGUUUGGGGACACCAUUUCCUCAACUUCUGCAGCAGAGACCCCAGAGAAUGGCCCUGCUCCGCCAGUGGUGACCGAGUCACAACCAAACUCAGGACAAACCAGACCCGAGUCACCAUCCCCAAAGCAGCCUGUUAAUUGCCCUCCUGUUCCCACAAAUGAGUCUGAGCCCAUGGAUGAAGGUCAAAAGGACAUGAAAGAAAAAACAUCAUUGCCAUCUGAGCUCUAUACUGUCAAACAGGAAAGUGAGGAAUGUGAGGUGGAUGUGAAACCCUCUGGGCAGCUCCUGUCUGUAGCUCAGGAUGCAUUUCUGGAUCGACAGCACCCCUUCAUCACACCUUUCUCCCCUCCAACUAAACGUAUAAAGAUUGAGUCAUCUGGUGGCGUGACUGUGCUUUCCACAACUGCAUGUUUCUCUGCUGCAGACGGAGAGGGGGAUGAUUUGAAUACUCCCACCAAGGAUAGCUUUCCCUCCUCCCCUUCACUUAAAGGUUUUCUUGAGUCACCAUUGCGCUACCUGGACACUCCCACCAAGAGCCUACUGGACACACCUGGGAAAAAUUCCCAACCUGAUUUUCCCACAUGUGACUGCGUAGACCAAAUCCUAGAAAAGGACGAGGGCCCAUACUACAACCAUUUGGGGUCUGGGCCAGACAUGCCUUCAGUCAGAAAACUAAUGGAAGAUCGGUAUGGGGAGAAGGGUGAAGCCGUUCGUCUUGAGAGGGUGAUUUACACAGGACGAGAAGGAAAGAGCUCUCAGGGAUGUCCUAUCGCUAAGUGGGUGAUUCGUCGCAGCAGCGAGAAGGAGAAAUUGUUAUGCAUUGUGAAGCAACGGCCUGGGCACCACUGUGCCAAUUCUGUUAUUGUUGUUGUUAUCUUGGCCUGGGAAGGUGUGCCCCGUGCUCUAGGAGAUAAACUGUACAAAGAACUCACAGAAACCAUCAUUAAAUACGGCAACCCCACCAGCCGCCGUUGUGGACUCAAUGAUGAUCGAACAUGUGCGUGCCAAGGAAAGGACUCGGAGACCUGUGGAGCUUCCUUCUCUUUUGGCUGCUCCUGGAGCAUGUACUUCAAUGGAUGCAAGUAUGCUCGAAGCAAAACCCCUCGCAAGUUCAGACUGCAGGGAGACCACCCCAAAGAGGAGGAUGAUCUCAGGGAUAACUUCCAAAACUUGGCCACGCAUGUGGCCCCUCUAUAUCAGCGGCUGGCUCCCCAGGCCUACAGUAACCAGUGUGUAAAUGAGAACAUUGCUUCAGACUGUCGGUUGGGUUUGAAGGAAGGUCGGCCAUUUUCGGGAGUCACUGCAUGCAUGGAUUUCUGUGCCCAUGCUCACAAAGACCAGCAUAACCUUCACAAUGGCUGCACUGUGGUGUGCACUCUUACGAGAGAGGACAAUCGCACAGUGGGCACCAUUCCAGAAGAUGAGCAGCUGCAUGUGCUUCCACUCUACAAGAUGUCUACAACUGAUGAAUUUGGUAGUGAGGAGAACCAGCGUCUCAAAAUGCAAACAGGAGCCAUCCAGGUGCUCUCUAACUUUCGUCGAGAGGUUCGAAAACUUCCGGAACCUGCUAAAUCCUGCCGGCAGCGUCGGUUGGAGGCAAAAAAGGCAGCAUCAGAGAAGAAGAACAGAAAAUUGCAGCUUGCAGAAACCCCAGAGAAGACUGUCAAGAUGGAGAUGCACCACAUGGAGUCACCCAACCCUCAGCAAGGCAAUAAAGCUAUUCCAAAACAAGAGGUGAAACCAACCAUCAAAAAAGAGCCUGUCGACCGCUUCCAGCCCUUCAAUGGAGCCAUACAUGGCUACCCAGCACUAAGGAACGGCAAGACAACCCCUGAUCCCCACAACAUAAGCAGUUCAUUUCCCUACCCUGGUAACUAUGCAAGAGGUCACAUCCCUACCAACAGCCAACCUCCUGCACAGAGCCCCAUCAAUGGCUUUCACCCUAACCUCCAAGAUAUACGCUACCGAUAUUACAACUACCCUCCUAGUGCACUUUUUCCUCCUGAGCUCUUGGGAUAUGAUAACGGAGCCUGGCCCAAAGCUGGAGAACCCUCUGCCACAUCAUUUGACCAAAAGCCAGAUGUUCGGUGUCUCCAAGCCACGUUGGCACAGGCCUAUCACAGCCGUCCUGGGCAGUCACAGCAACAAAUGGCUGACGCAUCUAUUCAAGGCUACCCACACCCUUCUGAGAUUUCGCAGUCUCCUGUUCCACCUAGUCGUACUCCAUCGGCGUCACUUGAUCAGAACCACCGCUCAACACCAAUCAUCAAGCAGGAGCCCAUGGAUGUGCCACUAUAUGAUGGCAGAUCAGAUGGGAAAGCUCAGAGCUGCCCUAGCACUCCCAGUACCACGCCAAAACCUGAAGGCUGGCCUGAGCACAAACCAAAUGGCAGCAUAGUCUCUAAAGGCUGGGAUGGAAACAUCAGAACAUUCACUCCAGAUAAGCAGAGGCUCCACCAGCAACACCCACACAAACAUGAACAUCUUCAGUAUCCACAGCAGCAACAGUGGAAUCCCUGCCAUAACACUCUAAUGUCAUCCCCGGCCCAAUCUCCAUCCCCAUCACCUGCUCCCUCUCCACACCCUUCCACCCCAAGACAGUGGGGUAGCCCUGCCCCUAGUCCACAGCCUAAAGCAUGGGGUCCUUACGGUCCCAUGGGCUACGGCACUGGUGGGAUCAGGCAAGGCAACCCUGCUGGUGCUUUCCCAGAUAAAAUACUUUCCCAAGCAGGCGAGAAUUGUGGCUCUGCACCUCUGGGACUCCAGGAGAAAGCCUGGAAAUCUGGUGGGGGAUCAGCAGCAAGCAGCACACCAUCUCCAGCUCCCGAGGGACGCUUGUUUCCUGACUCACUGCAAAGGUCGAAUGGUCAGGCGUGUUGGGACAGUGAGGCAGAGACCCAGAGUGAACGCGACCCUGAAGAAGAUGAGGUGUGGUCGGACAGUGAACACAACUUCAUGGAUCCCAAUAUUGGAGGAGUUGCAGUUGCCCCCGCUCAUGGCUCUAUCUUGAUUGAGUGUGCCCGUCGGGAGCUCCAUGCCACCACGCCACUCAAAAAGCCUGACCGAUCUCACCCGAGCCGCAUAUCCCUGGUAUUCUACCAGCACAAGAACCUGAACCAGCCCUGCCACGGUCUGGCUUUGUGGGAAUCCAAGAUGAAACUCCUGGCCGAGCGAGCACGCCAGCGGCAACAAGAAGCAGCUCUUUUGGGUCUCUCGCAGGAAGAAAUUAAGGCCUACGGGAAAAAGCGCAAGUGGUCGGCUGGAUCGGCGAGCCCAUCCCCUGGACAAACCAAGGACAAACGAGAGGGUGUGAUGACACGAAUGGCGCCCACACAGCAUACCACCACCGUAGUCACAGUUUCACCUCACCCGUCCACACACCUCACUGGUCCUUACAGCCGAUUCGUGUGAACUCUUGUAAACUGUUGCCCCCUAGAGCCAGAGAUGGGAAUAGAAAUGAAAAGGAUCAUGAAUCUUACACCUUUACCAUUUGCUUUCCCCUCUUCUAGCUCUAACACCUCUCAGGCCACCACAAGGGAGGGAUAUUAGAAGGGGCACUUUUUUCACUUUUUUUUUUUUCUUUUACCUCAAAUUUUGGCAGCAGUUUGGGAACUCCCCAAACGGACACGCUGUCUAUGGUGCUCUUGCUCUCUCCAACGUGGGAGGGAUUUCCAUAGCUACCCCUCCUUAAGUGAAUUUGAUCCUAAUUAUUAUUGCUCUAUUAUCAAUAUUAUUACAAUUGCUAUUGUUACUGUCAACGUUGAUAUUACAGGUAUUGUUAUUAUAUUAUGAAGAUGACUAUUUUUUAUGUUAAUGUUAAUGUUUUUUUUUUUUUCAUAAUUUCUAUUCAUAUGAUUUCCCCCCCUCCCCCAGACUAAGAGGGACUUCCUUUCUUCAUUCAGCAUUUUUUGUCGCGCUUUUCACCUCUCCCAACCCCACCGAUCUCUAUAUUAAUGAAGCGCCUUCACAUCAUUGCAAGUCAUGUUUAUGUGACUGCAUUAAGGAUCUGCUCUAUAUUGCGCUAGUCACUGAACUCUUGCACAAGAAAGAGAGGACCAGACACCAGCUUGGGCCUUUCUGUCUAAUGAAAUCUGUGAAGUCUCUCAUCCCUUCAAAUGGUGCUUCGUAAGUGUCUCUAAUUUUGCCCUCACAAUAUCGAGGCAGGUGCUGGACCUGGGUGCUCUUUAGCGGCAGAUGUCAGUCAUGUUCAGUGACGGGGACCUCCCAGUCCUGGUAAUUGGUUCAACCUUAAAUCAUGUCAUCUGAUUGGUGCUGACUCAUUUGCCUGCAGUUUCACUGGCCAUCCUUCACUACCCAUGUGACAUUUUUAGACUAAGUUCUCUAAGGUGCUGUUAGUGCUAGCAAAAAUCCACCUCCAUAAAAACCGCCCUUAUGAGCUGCAGAUAACCCAGAGUAUUUAAAAAACAAAGUAGAUUUUAAACAAUAGUGGAUCUGGUUGGUUCAGUCAGCAGACUGUCCAAAAAAAGAUCUACACAGGGUUAAAGCUAAAGGUGGACUUGCCUAACAGGUUCCCAAUAUUUGGUUUUAUGCAUGGGAUUCCCAAUACAACUGGCCCUGUGUCUUCCAUGUCCAGAUUUAUCUGUAGUUACCCAUUUGUGAUAGGCAGAGCACAUUUCUUAGAGUUGGUGCUACUAUGCUCCUGUAAAGAUGCCCCCUCUCGUUGUAAGCAGCCCUCUUCUCUCUAUUUAACCUGAGAGAUCACCUACACCUGGAAUUGAUGGUGCUGAAUGUCAAUGCAUAGUUUCAGCUCAGAUGUGUGUGUGUGUGUGUGUGUGUGUGUGUGCGUGUAUGGAUUCCUAAACAUGCACGCUGGUUAGAAUGUAUGUGUGCCAGUGUGAAUGCCUGUCUGUGAGCUUCAUAUAGGGAGCAAUGCAGGGCUGCCGCUGGUUUACACAGGGCUUUAAGAUGCUUGACACUCACAGAGGAGAAAUCCUGGUGCUCAUUAAGUGGUCCUAAUGCUCUUUACCUCAUGUUGUACAGACACUGGUCCCAGUCACAACAUGCUAUACACACACGGGCGCUACAGACUGCAGGCUUGCUGCCUACAUCCACAUUCGUACCUACUUUUUUAUUAUUAUUAUUAUUUAUUAUAUGAUAAUGAUGAUGAUUAUUGUUAUUGUGAUUGCUGUCAUUUUAUUUUUUGGGUUUGUUCAUUUUAGAGAAAUUGUAAAUAUUGAAGAGAGGAUUUUAUAUAAGCACUUUUAAUCUUGAUUUUAAUGAGAAAAAAAAAAUAAGAACGGAUUAUUGACAACUUGAAACCUAGUUUUUGUUUUAAAGGAAUUUUAUUGGGAGAGAUAGAAAUGUAAAUAGUUGAAUAUUUAGGUAAGAUUAUUUAACUGGUGAGGGAUGAUGGCCUAAUCAUGAAUGAUUCCUGAAUUUUUAGUCUUCAGUUGUCUGUGUGUCAAGCCGUCAACAACAGACCACAAAGCGGGAUGCUUUGUCAGUGUACUCAAGAUACUGCUGUCCUUCCUUUCGUGAGUACUGUACUUACACCAAUACCUCUGUACUAGCAUUGUCACCGGCUUCCUUCCCCUGCAUCUGAUCCACUUCUAUAAACCGUAAAGUAAUGGAGAACAAAGAAACAAAUGUGAGCAUGUUGACUAAUACAGUUUCGCAAGGGUUCAGGACUCGGAAGUGCAUCUCUUUUACAUGAAAAUUGCCCAUAGAACCGAAAAUAAUCAGGUUUAAACUCGCAGCUUUCAGUUCAAAUCUCCAGGUAGAUCAUGUAAUGCUGAAUUGUGUUGAAUUAAAUAUUGUGUGGGGUUUUACAGAACUCUGAGUCUGCACUGACAUUGUAUUCUCUAGAUUGUCAUUGUCCUCUGAGACGUGAGACUUACCCCUGAAUUUGAGGAAAAAGCUGAGUUUCAAGACAGCUCGGUGCGAUUUCAUUCACCCUAAAUGUCUUUUGAACCAUGGUGCUACCCUCUAGAGUUUAUUGUGGAAAUGACUCUUGGCAAACACUGUUGCUAAAGUACUUGGGCUCUUAAAUUGAUGUGAACUCGUUUUGAGAGUAUUUGAGAUGAAAACCUAUAUGGUGCUGAUCAUUUUAAAAUAUUUUUACAUAGUUAUUUCUGAAACACUUCUGAUGGUCACAGUUUUUUUUUUUUUUUAUAACUAAACAAAUAAAAAAAGCACUCCAAAUGAUCCAUUUCCCCUUUUUAGCAAUCACCCUAAAUAAUUGAAAUGGUACUUGAAGAGCAUGAUGGCAGGUAGAGGAAUAGGUACUCAUGCUUUUGAUGUGAAUAGACUGUUAAUUUAAUAUUCUGGUGCUACCUAAACUGCCCAGAAAUGUUUUCACCCAUUCUGAAAUUUUUAUACAUUUUGUCAUUAAAUUGAAUAUUCUCACUUUUUCUUUACUCACAUUUGGCCACAUUGUCACACGAAUACACACAAACACAACACUCUCACGUACACACACACUACCCUGCCCCCUUUAUCAGCACUCAAUGUUAUGAGUAUAAAUCAUGCCCAGUUUUAAACAUCAAAAGGACAAAAUGUCUAAAAAGGAAAAAAAAAGAAAGAAAAAAAAACUGGCAGCUACAUUCCUUUAUGAGUUAAAGAUUGUUCUUAGUUCUAUUUUUCAUGUUGAGUAUGCAGUAUGUAAAAAGUGUUAUCUUUUGUUUGGUCUCUCUCCUUGUAGCUGUAUGGUGUAUUAUGUGAAUACAUAGUGUAUGUGGUAAGAUCCACGAUACUGUUUUAUGUUCUAAACUAAGAAAAAUAAUUAAAAAAAAUUAAGAACUUGCGUGA